GUUACCCCCAUGUAAUCUGUUGACCCAUGUAACUGAAGGUCAUGCUGAGCUAGUAAUGCUAAGCUAACGUGUGCCUGUUGCUUUGUCUCCCUCAGAUGCAGCAACAGGAGAUUGCCCUGGUGAGGCAACGAGACGCAAACCUGACCGCGCUAGCUGCCAUCGGACCUCGGAAGAAACGCAAGAUGGACUCGCCAGGGGCCACGCCGUCAGGGACCGAGGUACCAGGCAGCUCAGUGGGGUCGCCGGGUGCCGCCUCCUCCCCCUCCACGUCGUCACAGCGGCAACGUCAACGCAUCACCCGCGUCAACCUCAGGGACUUCAUCUUCUACAUGGAGCAGGAGAAAGAGACAGCCCACUCACUUCUGCUCUACCGGGCUCUGCUCAAGUAGCACCCUCUCCCUCCCAGCACCCUCCUCUCUCUCCCUUACCAUCUCCUUCUACCCCUGCAACGUGCCUUCAAUCGGGUCAGAUGUUUCAGCUCAGUGUCUGUGUUGUGAUGUUGAUAUUAAUGUAGCUUUUGAUAUAAAGGCUAGAGAAAAAACAAAUAAAAUGUAUUGUAUGUGUCUUUAUCUGUUUUAGCUUCAUGAUAAAUACACUGAGUACCAAACAUUAAGAGCACCUUCCUAAUAUUGCCCUUUUGCCUUUUGCCCCCAGACCAACUCAGUUUGUCGGGGUAUUGACUCUACAAGGAGUCGAAAGUAUUCCACAGGGAUGCUGGCCCAUGUUGACUCCAAUGCUUCCCACAGUUGUCAAGUUGGCUGGAUGUCCUUUUGG
Messenger RNA from Salvelinus sp. IW2-2015, 774 nucleotides. RefSeq names its product transcription initiation factor TFIID subunit 4-like. NCBI's taxonomy places the organism in Eukaryota, Metazoa, Chordata, Actinopteri, Salmoniformes, Salmonidae. Gene Ontology annotation, cellular component: transcription factor TFIID complex. Gene Ontology annotation, molecular function: RNA polymerase II general transcription initiation factor activity; DNA binding. Gene Ontology annotation, biological process: transcription initiation at RNA polymerase II promoter. The record is from RefSeq and is a predicted model, not a curated record.